AUGCCACUAAUUGACACUACUGGUUUUGUUACAGGAUGGGGCAGAUGUGAUUUUACGGGAAACGAGUUAUGUCUUCCUCGUGCGUCAGAGUUUUUUCCUGAUGAAAUAAUUGACCCAAUGCUCAGGACAGUCUCGGUCAACAUAGCUUCUCUUAAUUUAUAUUGUGAAGGCUACAUUAGGCAUGGAAUAAAACUACACGCGGGUAUGUUAUGCGCCGGAGCAGUUCGGGAAGAGUAUCCUUCAUUCGCAUGCUCGGCAGUACCUGGGGCGCCACUCGUAGUACAUGGGAAGUUAGCCGGCAUUCUUUCUUGGGGUUUUGGUUGUGGCUACGCGCACGACCUGCCGCUCGUGUACACUAGCAUGCAGUAUCAUACAAAAUGGAUAGCUUAUAAUGUCAUGCUUCUACGCAAGUUGUCUAUAGAUGAUCUGACUCCGUUGUUUCAAGCAACAAAAUCGUACAUUGUAAUGGGAUGGCUUUCCAAGACUAGUAUUUCAAAAACUUCACCACACCGACAUGUAUUUUACAAGAACAUCCGGCAAAUGCCGUUCGAUCUCGAAUUGGUAAACUUAUUAGGUAACACAUAUGAUAUAAGAGACUUCCUUAACGAUGGCGAAGUUCAUUCAAAGAAAAGUGAAUUGUACGAAGAAAUAAAAAAGGAUCUGGAGCAAAAUAAUACUCACUUGCUUAAAAAGAAGCAGAAUCUAUCACUCUUAAAACAAACAUUGAAAACCUACCCGUUCAUUAAUCAGCAUUUUUUGUUAAACGCGAAUCUUAGUUACGACAGCGCUUCGGAUAAUGAGUACCAAAUUAUU
This is a messenger RNA of Brenthis ino (lesser marbled fritillary), 813 nucleotides long. NCBI's taxonomy places the organism in Eukaryota, Metazoa, Arthropoda, Insecta, Lepidoptera, Nymphalidae. The record is from the annotation of a GenBank genome assembly.